Messenger RNA from Drosophila suzukii, 4163 nucleotides. It is a transcript of the gene Met, whose product is annotated as Methoprene-tolerant. Lineage: Eukaryota; Metazoa; Arthropoda; Insecta; Diptera; Drosophilidae. Gene Ontology annotation, biological process: regulation of transcription by RNA polymerase II. Gene Ontology annotation, cellular component: nucleus; aryl hydrocarbon receptor complex. The record is from RefSeq and is a predicted model, not a curated record. Gene Ontology annotation, molecular function: DNA-binding transcription factor activity, RNA polymerase II-specific; RNA polymerase II cis-regulatory region sequence-specific DNA binding; protein dimerization activity.
CUCAGACAACUAAAUCGAUGUAUCGAUAGUUUUUAGCCUGGCCAACCGAACCAAUGUUUAUUGUUAUAAAAUAAAUGUUAAAAAUAAACACUUAAUCACUUAAUAUAAACAAAAACUAGUGCAAGCAUUGUUAAAACCACCCCCGCCCUCGGAACUUACCUCAUCGCGGGCGUACAACAACAAAUAGAACAACAACAACGCCACCAGCAGCAGCAGCAACAACAACAAGCAGGAGACUCAGAUUCGCAACGCAAUCAAAAAAAAUAAAACGGAAAAAACAACUACAAGGCGAAACGCAUAAAUAAAUAGGGAAACAAAUAAUAGUAAUAAUAAGACUAAAAGCAAGUGGAAAAGUACGAAAGCGAAAAGAGAAAACAUAUGUACGUUGCGUGAGAGUGACGUGUGUUUGUGUGUGUGUGAGCGAGCGAGAGCGAACGAUAGAGGGGGCAAAAACAAAAACAACAGCCAGCAUAAGCGAGACCUUGAAAACUUUAAAAGCAGCAGAAAAAACAAAAAAAUAAAACCAACAAAAAAAAAACAAAAACAAAAAAGGCUGAAAAAAUAACAAAAAAAUAAAAAAGUAUAAAUAUUUUAAGAAGAAAUAUUUGUAUAUAAAAUUAUUAGAGAGGAGCGGAGCCUAUACUCUGUUAUGGAGAGUGACGAUUUUCAUUUACCGCAAGGCGCCAAUUAAAGGGGAAAAUCCAUAAAGCGAGGAUUGCCAGUGGAAAAGCCACAACAAAAGGCAAUUUCCCACGCCACUAAAAAAAAGUGGUGGAAAAUCGGGCAAACAAAAUGGCUGCAGCAGAGGCGGGCAACACGGGCUCCACAGGAUCCGGAUCCGGAUCUGGAUCGGGUUCGGCCUCAUCCUCGGAUCCUGCCAACGGCCGGGAGGCCCGCAAUCUCGCCGAGAAACAGCGACGGGAUAAGUUGAAUGCCAGCAUCCAGGAGCUGGCCACCAUGGUGCCACAUGCAGCCGAAUCCUCACGACGCCUGGACAAGACCGCCGUCCUCAGAUUCGCCACCCAUGGCCUGAGGUUGCAGUAUGUCUUUGGCAAAUCCGCCUCCAGGCGCCGACGAAAACCCAGCUUGAAAGGCUCUGGGCUCUCCGCCUCGGCUGGCGGAGAUCUAGCCAAUCCCAGUAUGCAUCUCACGGACACCUUAAUGCAGCUGCUGGACAGCUGCUUCCUCACCCUUACCUGCAGUGGCCAAAUCGUUUUGGUCUCCUCCAGCGUGGAGCAGCUCCUGGGUCACUGUCAAUCCGAUUUGUAUGGCCAGAAUCUGCUCCAAAUCACCCAUCCCGAUGAUCAGGCCUUGCUGAGGCAACAGCUAAUACCCAGGGAUAUAGAGACCCUGUUCUAUCAGCAACAGCAUCAGCAGCAGGGGCACAAUCCCCAGCAGGGCCACUCCACAUCCACAUCGGCCUCAGCCUCUGGCAGUGAUCUGGAUGAGGAGGAAAUGGAGACGGAGGAGCAGCGCCUGCAGGAGGAGCAGCAGCAGCAGCAGCAGGACGAGGAGGAUGAGGAUGAGGAGCACCCGUAUAACCGACGUACACCCAGCCCGCGGAGCAUUGCCCAUUUGGCGGCCAUCGAUGAACGCCUGCGUACGGAUCGUCGCUGUUUCACAGUCCGCUUGGCCAGAGCCUCCACGCGGGCGGAGGCCACGCGGCACUACGAACGGGUGAGGAUUGACGGCUGCUUUCGCCGCAGCGACUCCUCGCUGACCGGCGGAGCUGCUGCCAACUAUCCCAUUGUCUCCCAGUUGAUACGACGCUCGAGGAACAAUAAUAUGCUGGCCGCGGCCGCAGCUGUGGCGGCAGAAGCGGCGACAGUGCCGCCCCAGCACGAUGCCAUUGCCCAGGCGGCGCUGCACGGGAUCAGUGGCAACGACAUUGUGCUCGUGGCGAUGGCCAGAGUGCUGCCGGAGGAACGGGCGCCCGAGGAGACGGAAAGUCCGCUCGGCCUGACCAUCUAUAGGCAGCCAGAACCCUACCAGUUGGAGUAUCAUACGAGGCACCUUAUCGACGGCAGCAUCAUCGACUGUGAUCAGAGGAUUGGUCUGGUGGCGGGCUACAUGAAAGAUGAGGUGCGUAACCUUAGCCCCUUCUGCUUUAUGCAUCUGGACGACGUACGCUGGGUUAUUGUGGCCCUCCGGCAGAUGUACGACUGCAACAGUGACUAUGGUGAGAGCUGCUACCGUCUGCUAUCCCGGAAUGGUCGGUUCAUCUACCUGCAUACGAAGGGCUUUCUCGAAAUCGAUCGUGGCACCAACAAGGUGCACUCAUUCCUGUGCGUCAACACGCUGCUCGACGAGGAGGCGGGCCGGCAGAAGGUGCAGGAGAUGAAGGAGAAGUUCUCGACCAUAAUCAAGGCUGAGAUGCCCACGCAGAGUACCACUCCCGAUUUGCCCGCCUCUCAGGCGCCGCAGCAACUGGAGAGGAUUGUACUGUAUCUGAUAGAGAAUCUGCAUAAGAGUGUGGAUUCGGGCGAUGCGGUUGGGGGACAGCCCAUGGAGAGCCUGAUGGACGAUGGCUACUGUUCGCCAGCGAAUACGUUGACCCUCGAGGAACUGGCUCCAUCGCCCACGCCCACCUUGGCCCUGGUGCCGCCGGCUCCCUCAUCGGUGAAGAGCUCCAUUUCCAAGUCGGUGAGUGUGGUCAAUGUGACGGCGGCCAGGAAGUUUCAGCAGGAGCAUCAGAAGAUGCGCGACCGAGAUCGGGAUCGGGAGCUGCUGAGGGAGCGCAGCCACUCCUCGCAACAGGGAGUGAUCCGGCAAUUGAGCAGCUGCCUCAGCGAGGUGGACACAGCAUCCUGCACUCUAUCGCCGGCUAGUAGUUUGAGUGCUGGUGAGGCGCCCGAUACGCCAGAUCCACACAGCAAUACACCGCCGCCACAGCCGCUUCAUACGCGUCCCAGUGUUCUGCAUCGAACACUGACCAGCACGCUGCGAUGACGGGCUGAUGGCUCCUGGUUUGCCUUCUAAUUGGGUGUGGAAAGGGACGCCAUUAGUAGCUCACAUUGCAUCUUUGAUAUAAACCAAACCAAUCGCAAGUGAAAACCCAAAAUGUAUCAGAUACUUUUCAAGCUUAGCCAAAAAAAAAGAAAGGAGUAGUUAGUUCUAACCAGUGGUUUUUAGAGGCUUGGAAACUUGUAUUUUAUUAUUCCCAGCUCCAGACAUUUUAUUAAUGCAAUUUGGGUUCAGUGCCUAUAUAAUGACUGGCCUUAAAAGAGCAAUUAAAAAGGAAAAACAGAAUUUGUAAUAUAAUAACCCUAUAAUUAUAUGGGAAUUCCCUCUCUUUCUGGUUUCAACUACCUACUUUUCAACUUGUUCAAAGUGCAUUCUUAAUCACAACCAAACGAAAUUAUUAGCUUUGUGUAUAUUAACAUAUUAUAACAUGGUUUCAUUAUAGUUUCCUUAAAAAAUUAGGACGCAUUUAUUUCGAGAUUGUGGCAGUAGUAAUAAUCUGAUCACGAUGAUCGCUAUUAAAAAGUGUAAGAUACAAUUUGGGAAUCACUGAUUUUGCAAGUGAUAUCGAUGCGAAAUAGUUCGGCUAUAUGUUAUAUUGUAUGCCGAUCGGUGUGUGCUGCUAAGACGGCGUUCCAUAAUCAAUAAUCUUCGUUAUGUAAUUACGUUUAAUUUGUAAAUAUGGAUGUGUGUGUGAGCACGAGUGCGUCUGUGUGCAUGGGUGUGUUUGAAGACUAGAUCAGUGCUCGGCUUCGGUUUUAGUUGAAAUCUAAGCCCCAUUUCCCGAUUUCCCAGUUAUCACCCUCCGCCCCCCCCGCACACCAGUGUAAAAAGAGUACAAAAAACAAACAAUUAUAUAUUUAUUUUGCCCUAAGUCUGGAAACGCUAGAAACGACUCAUUAAUAGUUAUACGGAUUUCGCAAUCGAUGGAAACUAAACGCUCGACUUUUUUUUUUUUGCCAUCGCCACAGUCAAACUUCUCGAAAUUGAACUCGAAAGUCUCCUGAAAAUUUGAAUUUAUUAUUUGUUAAUAUUUUUAAUGCGUAUAGAGAAUCGAUUUUAGGUGUGCUUUUAAAAAAAUGGUUAAAAUUUCCUUAAAAAUCAGCCUAGUUUGGAUAUUUUUAAAGAUUUUAUAAAAUUGAAAUGCAAAUUGUUAGUGUUGGAAAAGUGUUUAGUACGAAAGUACAAAAUAGAAAACCAAA